UGUCGUUAUCUGUGAAGUAUUUUACGCCUAUGAUACAGUUUUGUGUUAUGUUAUAAAAAUAAAUAUAUGACGAAAGGUAGAAUAAUAUUUUGUCAUAAAUUCCGAAUAGGCGUUGAAAACAUUUUAUUUUGCAAAAAAAAUUAAACAAUAAUGACAGUAAUCAGGGAGAAACAGAAUUAUAAUUAUCCAAAAGCAAAUUCAAAUGCAGUAUCAGACACCGAAUCCUUGCAUCUGGGAAGUGUAUCAGCAAGUGACACCGAAUCUUUAAAUGAUGAGCCUCACUCUACAAAUCAGCUCCGUGUGUAUCGACCCCCAUUUAGAAUAUCCCAUUUGGAGGAAUUGGUUAACAUUAAAAAGGGUUCUGGUAAAAAAAAAUUACGUCGAUAUCAAAAUAGAUCUGUAUUGCAAACAUUAAACGAGGAAGAUGAAAAUGAAAAUUUUAUUGUCAUAAUGGAGUCGUACAAAAGUCCAUUUGCGAGACUGUUGGAAGAUUCAAAUGCUUUGGAAUAUUGGAACACUUUUAUAGAAAAAUCAGAGGAGGAACAACUGAAAAUAAUCAGAGCUUUUUCUGAUAAGUUCUGUGAUAACAACUUGCAAAGUGUUCAUAAAAGCAAUAAACAUGGAAGGUUAUCCUCGAGAAUCAGACAUACUAUUAAAAUUAAGAAAAACUUGUCCUUAGAGGUUGUUAAAGGUCUCGAAGAAGACUUGAUCAAAUUUUUUAAAACUACGCCUCAAAACAAAUAUAUUAGAUCGCCCCAAACCAGUUUUGAUAGGCUUCUCGUGCAUGCUGCUGCGCAGUACCACAAGUUGAAGUCCAUAAGUGUUUUGGACGAGGAGAAAGGGAAGCGGUCAGUCGAAGUAUACAACACACAUACUGAUUGGACCCCUGCAGAUUAUUUCCUAGCGGAUUUCAUAAAAGAGUUGAGGAGAUAAUAUAUUACUCAACAUUUUUAUGUAAUUUACUUAUUUUAUAUAUAGAGCAUUCAUUGUGUAUGAUUUAUAAAAUUUGGCUUUGUGUGUAUGCACGUUACACAGAUGGGCCUUGUUUAAUCAGCGUCAUUUGUUAAUUAACAUAAGUAACACAUUAUAUUAUAGAGUUGACCAGUAAGUUGAUGCAUAAACCGUGACGUUAAUUUCAAAUCAAAUGUACCUUAAUAUGCAUUAUACAAAACUCAAUGAUUCGAGAUAUUUAAAUUUUUGUGUUUUUUGAGUAAUCUUCGUGUUAUAUAUUUGUUAACGUUUUUAUGUUCUACAUUACAGUAAUACAAGUUAUGUAAUAAAAAUUGUGGCAAAAGUGUUGAUAUAAACAAAAAUAUGAGCUAAAUUGAAAUGAAAAUAUAUUUUCAAAAUUUCGUAACAUUUUAAACGUACAAAUAAAGUGGUUUGUACAAUUAAUGUAAUAGCAAAUUUUAGAGAAGUUACAAUCUAGCGCAUACUUUUAUUAUCCAACUUUUUAGUUUUAAAAAGUAUUGUUUUUUGUUUCCAUGUGUAGGCGAGAUAUAAUGUCAUAUCUUGAUUAUCUUAGUGCUUUGCUUGAUACUGGAUUCAAUGCUGAAAGGGGUGUAGUCCGGAGAGUACUUGUCUCCCACAAUAUCAUUAGGUAAAAAUCUUCAAAAUAUUGUGGUUCAUCUGAUUGCAAAUCAGGUCCACUGUCACGCUCUCAAAGGAAUAUGUUGACUUACCAGUCAGUGAGUAGAUUUUAUUUAUUGCAUAUUACGUUAAAAUAAAAUUGAUAUAAGAAUUUUACUUCUAAAUCCUAUGCAGUGUGACUGCUAGUAUGAGGAUAGACAGAGAAAACAUUUUAGUCUUUUUGUACCCCUUUGUAGGAAUUCAAUUAUUUUUGCGCUAUUUUUAAAAGACCUUUAUUUUUAUCACGUUUCUUUAUUGGUCUAUUAUUAUAAUGUGAUUCUGCACCAGAAAUAAUGUUUUAUAAUCGGAUAAACUCAAAAUGGUCAGAGCUGGAAAAAAUACUUUCAAAAUGUAUUUAAAAUACACAUUACAAAAUACUACUACGAAAGUAUUUUAAAAUACUUAAAAACAAACU
Molecule: messenger RNA, 2044 nt
Organism: Anoplophora glabripennis (Asian longhorned beetle)
Lineage: Eukaryota; Metazoa; Arthropoda; Insecta; Coleoptera; Cerambycidae
Product: R3H domain-containing protein 4
Exons: 4
Coding region: 151-933 (260 amino acids)
Molecular function (GO): nucleic acid binding
Source: RefSeq, a predicted model, not a curated record